Molecule: messenger RNA, 2949 nt
Organism: Anopheles coustani
Lineage: Eukaryota; Metazoa; Arthropoda; Insecta; Diptera; Culicidae
Exons: 8
Coding region: 1-2949 (982 amino acids)
Source: RefSeq, a predicted model, not a curated record
AUGUCGACAAGAAAAAGCGCUAGUUCGCUCCUUCCUGGAAGCAACCAAAGCAAAUCCAGCCACCGUUCGGUGCUUCAGGGUACGAAAAAUUUUGUGUGGAACCGCGAGGAGGUGUCGUCUAACCUGCCGUACUACAAUCACAACUAUGAGAUCCCGUUCAAUCGACCCCCGAACGAGGUUAACUUUAUGGGUGGGCUCGGUAGCAAGAAGCCGAACUUCCGCUCGAAGCUGCACCCGCAACGGUUUUCCACCGUUCAGAAGCUGAUGCGUAUGCGAACGUCAAAUCGGAUCUUGGAGACGCUCACGGAGGAUCUGAGGAACGUGAACCUUUGCCGGCAUCGGGGUGAGCAGCAACGGAAGGCUAAGAAUGUGACCGAGUUCAUUAAGAAGAUGACGGACGAGCUGCAGACGGCCGGGAACAUUGAGCAUUCUACUCCGUCGGAUCAGUCGGACGUCCUGCGCAACACCGUCCGGAAGAAGCUCACCAACGAUGACUACAAGGAGAUGAUCAAACGGCUCGAUCGGAUCCUGCUGGAGGACGAUCGCCCGUCGGCCGGCGCGAACGUGUCGUUCCGUGACUGGGCCACCCGGGAGCGGCACAACUUCAAGAACCGCAGCAACAUCGAACUGAUGCGCCGGGAACGGGAGACACUCGAGUCGGAGCUGUGCUCCUCGGUGGACACGCGCUCGCACGAGUUCAUCUCGAACGAGGGCCGCCGGGUGACGAAGAUCCGGCGGGCGACGAAGAUCCCGCACGUCGAGGGCCACAUGUACGGGCCGUUCACGCAGCUGCCGAUCGUGGAUCCGCUGCUGGAGAACGAGACCAAGUUCGGCAUCCCGCUGAGCCUGCUGGUGCGCUCCUACCGCGAGAUGGACACCAAGAAGGAAGGUGAGCGUAACCUAAUCGAUACCCGGCUGUCUCACAUGCGCAUUCCUCUGUGUCCGAAAAGCAGCGACUCGUCCGAGGACGAGGACCAGAUGGAGGAGGUCAAGAUCCUCACCUUCCUUCGGACGCCUUACUUCCCCAUACCGACGAUAAGGCGGCAGAAGAAGCGCCGCAAGGAUCGGCUCCGGAGCCGCUGGCUGCAGAAGAACCGGCUGAAGCGCAUCACGAUGCUGCUGUACGAUCGUUCGCUGGAGAACAUGCGAUCGAGCAGGCGUAAGAAGGGCAAGCGCCAGGCGGACCUCGCGGGAACAUCGCGGGGCUCGAGUGCUAGCGUUCCACCGACGACGGGACGAAGUUCGGCCGAUCGGAAAAGUGCCAGCUCGCUGGAGGAUCGCUCGAGGGUUGCUUUGACCGAGAAGCGGCGUCGCUACUACAACUUCAUCGAGGAAAAGUCAAACCAAUACCGCCGGAAGUACGACGAAAACUUGCAGCAACGGAUGACCACGUUUCAGGACUUCAAAGCGAGCGAAACGGCCUCGGACGAUGGGUGCAUGUCGGAGACGAGCCGGAGGAAGGCGAAACUGCAAGCGUUGCAGCUCGAGGAGCCGAAGCCGGCCCUGGAGAAGCUCGAGCUACGCUUCCCACCGAACCGCUUCAAGAGCCUCUCGAAGAGCGACACCCGAAAAGGGGCGUUCUACAUCGAUCCGGAGUUUUACGACAAGAUGCGAGACUUCAAGAAAUAUAAACAGCGCUCCAAGUACUACACCAGCCUGAUGCGGUCCCGCCCGGACAUUCGCCAGCGGCUGCAGGUGAACGGGCCGGACUUCGAGGAGGAGCAGCUCGGGCCGGGCGAGAAGUACUUCAGCCGGCUGGCGACCGAGUGGGACAACUACUACGUCCACGAGCUUCGCUACCGGCCCCGGACGCGCAAGUUCUGCCCGAAGACGGACAUCCUCAGUAUGCGCGAGCGGCGGCGCAAGGUGUUCCUGCAGUACUUCAUCGAGGAGAACCUGCUGCAACGCCGGGCACGCCAAAGUUUGGAACGUCGGUAUGCGAAUUGGAUUAAAAACUUUUGCAAGCGUAUCAGACCACAGUUUAAAGUUUGGAAGGAAGAGGCGUACUCGAAGCUGGUAUCGGCCACUGACCGGGAAAAGGAAGCGACCCAGAAAACGGCACGGCUUAAGGGCGUCCUGCAAGCUCGUCAAAACAAGAUGGAUUCGGUUACGGAGCGCAUUCUGCUGCUGGAGGAUCGCUGGGCUAGGGUUAUGCAAAUUAGGAACUACUACUACCUUUUGAUGGAUUCACAAUGGCGUUUGAAGAAUGAUUUCUUCCAUCGUGCUGAUGACGGUUCACUUCUUUCGGUUUCUGACAGCAUUCAAAACUGUAAAUCAUUGUUCAUACGCACCGAGGGCAACAAUAUCGCGACGGAAAUAGCGGACUUCUACGUGUCGAAAACAUUUCCCGCUCUGGAACGGCUGCCGAGUUGUGAACCGGACGCGGAGUUGUUGAAACGGGGCCUGAUACAGCUGAACCUGCGUACGAUCGACCUGAUCAGCAAGUACAACCAGAAGCUGAUGGUGUUCAGCAAGAUAGACUACCACUACAAGGACGUGCUGGAGCAGUUUCCCAAGUACUUCACCAGCCACUACGACACGCUGAAUCUGUACAACGCCAAAAUGGAAUCGGUCCAGAGUAAAAACGAACAGCUGAAGGCGCAGUACUACGAUCUGCUGGGAGAACCGUUGAAAGAUUGCGUCUACAACAAAAUCAUGCGCAUCAUCACAUCCGCGAUUGGUCAACUGUAUUUGUUCAUACGCAAGCUGCAGCAUCGCCAGGUGGAGAUCGUUGAGAUCAGCGCCAAAAGCAAACUUUCGGCAAUACAUCAGCACAUUAUGGAUUUACUUUCGUUGCUGGAUCAACUUCCAAUGGAUGUUCUAAAAGUGGCCGAAAAGGAGGCUCGAAAAAAUCGUAAAACUCUGUUCCGGGAAGCGCACGGAGCUUACAAGCGUAAGAUGGUACUCGACCUGCUGCGGAAACAACUUCGUUUCCAUGUUAAAAAGUAA